AUGACUAAACCUAGCCAUGACAAUGCUUCCAAAUAUACUGUUCUGAAUCUCAAAAAAAAUUUGGAUUCCAUUUUGGCUGCAAACACUCUUUUCACUAAUGAUGUUAAGGCCUUCAAAUUCUUCGAAUUUGUGGUGAGAAGUCUUACUCGAAUAAUUACAGAUGAACUUAAGUUGAUAAAAACAGAGAAGAGUUCUUCUGGGGUACAGAUGUUGCCAGAAUUAUUAGAUUCAGUCUGGGAAGACGUAAUCAGUCCAAUAUUGGGGUGGUUUAGAGCCUGGAAGCUUACACUUUUGGGCUUCGAGAAAAAAAAAAAGUACUCCACUAUAGUAGAGUUCAGAAAGCUAAGAUGCAAACUGAGAAGGACGUUUAAAUUAUUUCACAAAUUUUAUUACGGUAUUAUUGAAUUUUUGGUAACCAACAAUGACAUCUCUAGGCAGAUCCCUGAAAAACUAUUGAGGCUACUUAAUUUGAAACGUUUUGUCGGUUUUAGCAAUGCAGAGAACAUUGAUGACGAUAAUGUAGCUAUACUAGUCAUUAUUUUGCAUCAAUGCCUUCUUAUACUGGGGAAAUUACAUUUUCAACAGAGUUAUCUCGAAACUAUCAAAACUACAGCUUCCUAUGAGAAGUCCGUUAGAUAUCUCAAAUAUGCUGUGUUGGUUCUUCCAGCAUAUGGUACUUCCUAUCACGAACUCGCCUCUAUUGAAUUUUGUAGCAAGAACUUCCAUCGCGCAAUUUAUUUGUUACUCAGAGGUACAUUAACAAGAAUACCUAAUUUGAAGUCAAAUAAAGAAUUUCAUUCAUUUUUUAGCAAUAAGAAAGAUAAACGAAGAUUACUAUUCAAUGUAAAACUGCAAGAAGUCUUGGAUAAUGAAAAAGAUGAUUUGACAGCAGGACUUCUAAAAUUACAGUAUUAUUUCUUGGCACUAUUUGGAUAUUAUUUUCAGAGGGAGAAUUGGUUUAGAGAGGAAGACCCAAAUAUUUUAUUCAAUGGGGUAGAGAUAGUCCAUAUGAGAAGACAUUUAUUUUUGGCCAUUGAAAAGGACCUCAAUGCUAUUGAUAUAGUUUUUGAUAGCGUUAUUAUUCUAAUGGGCGGAUUUGAAUUAAUGUUGAAGGGAUCCUCUGGGAAAAUAGUUGCUAUCAAUUAUGUCAGUUUAAGAGAUCUUAAAAGUGAACAUAUCAUGUAUCUGGAGUUCUGUUUCGAUUAUUUCACUGAAGUUAUUAACGCUAAGGUUAGAAAAUGUUGGCGCCAGGAAAUGGACAAAUUCCAGUAUUUGGCAAUUAUUCGGAUUAUCGAAUGUUGGAUUAAAUCAAACCAACCAGUAUUACAAUUUGCUCACAGAAACAAAGCCUUUUGUUUCCAGCUAGCUGAAUUUGUUAAUGAUAUUAUUAGCCUAUACCCUAACGAGCCACAACUAUUCUCAAAUUUUAAACCUCAAAGAAAUUACUUCUUCGAGGAAGACAUACUUUUGAAAGAAUUUUGCUGCGUCAAAUUUGUUUUGAGUGAUUUUGAUGACAGUUUGAUUUUUAAGAACAACAAUAAAGAUAUAAUAAAUCAGAUCAGUGGAUUUGUUGGGCCAGAAUAUCUGCGGGACAAAAAUUCAGAAAACAUGUUAAGGCUUCGAUGUGUUAUGAACGCUAGUAACAGAUUUCUACUCAAAAAUCGUUGUGGAAUCAGAUGGAAUAAGAUAAGCGGAAAGUAUAUGAUAAAUAACGACCCUGUGGAAAGUUGA
Molecule: messenger RNA, 1731 nt
Organism: Kazachstania africana CBS 2517
Lineage: Eukaryota; Fungi; Ascomycota; Saccharomycetes; Saccharomycetales; Saccharomycetaceae
Gene: EST1
Product: Est1p
Exons: 1
Coding region: 1-1731 (576 amino acids)
Biological process (GO): nuclear-transcribed mRNA catabolic process, nonsense-mediated decay
Cellular component (GO): telomerase holoenzyme complex
Molecular function (GO): telomeric repeat DNA binding; protein binding; telomerase RNA binding
Source: RefSeq, a predicted model, not a curated record